AUGAAAGACAAGAAAAUCGAGUCUUUGUUGCAUGCCAAGGCUGUUGGUGCAGAUAGGUCCCUCCGCACAAAUAGAAGUGUGAGUCAAAGGGAAUUGGCGGAUCGUGAUCGUCAGGUCCAUGCCAUAACGCAGAGGCUGAAGCAGAAGCUUGUCCAACAGUCUCAAUUGCUGACUUCUUACGAGGAAGCGAUGCAGUCCCUUCGUAGUGGUGUAAAGAGCACAAACCUCAUGGAAUUGGAGGAGGAGCGAGUUCAAUUGUAUCAGGAAUUGCGUCACCACCAAAUACUUUUGGAUCAACAGCGUUUUGAAAGGGAAGCUCACGAACAAAAGUUGGCUGCCUUUGCAGACGUGGAGGCAAGAAAUAAUCUACAAAUGGCCAAGCUUCAGCAAGAGAAUAGAAUGAUUACCUAUGAAAAGCGCAAACUAGAACAAGAGAUUGGAUUCUUAAAGUCUCAUGUGGAGCAGAUUCAGAGUAACCUUACUCUUGAGCAGCGCAAGCGGACAUACGAUCGAGAAUUCAGUGAGAGUGUUGGAAAGCAUACAAUAAACUAA
Molecule: messenger RNA, 552 nt
Organism: Phytophthora infestans T30-4
Lineage: Eukaryota; Oomycota; Peronosporomycetes; Peronosporales; Peronosporaceae
Exons: 2
Coding region: 1-552 (183 amino acids)
Source: RefSeq, a predicted model, not a curated record